This is a messenger RNA of Diaporthe amygdali, 1341 nucleotides long. RefSeq lists its product as uncharacterized. The transcript is spliced from 2 exons. Bases 1 to 1341 code for a protein of 446 amino acids. The record is from RefSeq and is a predicted model, not a curated record. Gene Ontology annotation, biological process: positive regulation of transcription by RNA polymerase II. Lineage: Eukaryota; Fungi; Ascomycota; Sordariomycetes; Diaporthales; Diaporthaceae. Gene Ontology annotation, molecular function: zinc ion binding; sequence-specific DNA binding; DNA-binding transcription factor activity, RNA polymerase II-specific. Gene Ontology annotation, cellular component: nucleus.
AUGAGCGCCCUACCAAAUCAACCAACCACCCAUAACGGGUCACCGUCAGGAGCAGGCCCAGUUAAGCACCGAGCCUGCGAUGACUGCCGGACUCGUAAACUUGCUUGUACCAAGGAGCCGGACGGAUGUGCCCGAUGCAAAAAAGAAGGCCUUACCUGCCACUACUCGGCCCAGAAGCAGAUGGGUAGACCGAGGAAGAAGCCUAAGGCGGAGAGUGCCAGUGUCAAACCGCCAUCUUCGGCGUCAGAUACCAUCCUGGCCCAGCAGCCAUCUUAUGUCACCACUGCAGAGCAGCCUGCUACGGCAGUUCCGGAUAUGCUGAUGGAUAUGGACCCAUCGCCGUUCAUAGACCCGAGCUUGGGCACGCAUCCGGAUGCAAGCUUCUUGGAACUACUCGGCCCAGACUUCGUCUCGACCCAGCCCUUUCAUGCACAACAGUGGCAACCCAAGGCGAACCCGCUGGAACGGGAUAUCUGGAGCUUCGAUAUUAGUUUUGACAACCAUUACCCACCCCCACCGCCGCCGGAAAACAGCGACACAAGUGUGCAUAUGCCGCCAUCACUUAGCACUCCCAGCCUGUCGUCACAGGGAGCAUCAACCCCUGAGAAUGCUCACAGAUCCACAUCAGUCCCCCCAGGGAGCUGUGGUUGUCUUGCGAACCUGUAUCUCGCCCUCGACGCCCUGACACAUCUCCCUACGGAGGUCGAGCCGGCAAUCCGGGCAGCCCGAAGCGCCACGAAGGCGGCCCAUGAAAGCACCCAUUGCCGGGUCUGCUGUCCGCCACUGACCGAGAGCAUGACGAUCACGAUGUCGUCCUUCCAGAACAUGAUGAUCCUCGGCGCCCUGUUCCCCUCCGUCGUCGACGCCUACCGCCGGAUCAUCGACAUGAUCGAGAUCGAGACGGCCCGCGCCAUCUGCGAGCGCCGCCAGAUGCACUUCUCGCUGCCCGGCUACGGCGGCAUGUGGGGACAGCUCGGCUCGGAAGACAACCUGUGCGGCGCGGCCAAGCAGUACGAGGACGUGACCAUGGAGCCGGCCAUGUGGAGGCUCACCAUCCGCGCGCUGCUCAAGGUCGACGUCUACGGCGUCAACUGCGGCCCCGAGGGCCCCGGGAGCAAGUCCCUGCGCUUCUCGCAGAUGGGCCUGAAGGACAUCGUCACCCAGCUGGAGGAGCGGAGCGUGGCCCGGCACGCCGAGGUUGACGCUUUGUUAGAGGCCGGGCUGCCUGGGCCGGUAGGGCCCGUGGGCGUGCGUGCGAAGCAUUCGCUUGGUGAGGAGCCACAGUGCAAGAGGAUCAUUAAGAUAGCAAAGGACGCGAUAGCCUCCUUGGACAUUCCUUGA